AUGUCGGCUCAGGACUACUAUCAAGGCGGCGGCGGCGGCCAGAAUUACGGACCGCCCCAGGGCUACCCUCAGUCUCCUCAACCUCCGUACGGAGGCCCGCCUCCCCAGGGACAGUAUAACCAGUAUGGACCUCCUCCAGGUAACUACGCGCCCGGAUAUCCCCCGCCUGGCCAGUACCAGCACGGCGGACCACCUGGAGGGUAUGGCGGUCAGCCGCCCAUGCAGUACCAGCAGCAACCACCCCCUGGAUCCAAGGGCAGCGGUAAUGCCAAGUCGCAGAGGAAUUGUCUAGUCGCCUGCUUGGCAACGAUGUGUUUCUGCUGCGCAGUGGAGGAAUGCUGCGAGUGCUGCUGCGAGUGCUGCGAAUGCUUCUGUUAA
This is a messenger RNA of Emericellopsis atlantica, 378 nucleotides long. RefSeq lists its product as uncharacterized. The record is from RefSeq and is a predicted model, not a curated record. Bases 1 to 378 code for a protein of 125 amino acids. Lineage: Eukaryota; Fungi; Ascomycota; Sordariomycetes; Hypocreales; Bionectriaceae. The transcript is spliced from 3 exons.